Penicillium angulare is the source of this 1269-nucleotide messenger RNA. RefSeq lists its product as uncharacterized. The record is from RefSeq and is a predicted model, not a curated record. The coding region runs from base 1 to 1269 and encodes 422 amino acids. Gene Ontology annotation, molecular function: FAD binding. NCBI's taxonomy places the organism in Eukaryota, Fungi, Ascomycota, Eurotiomycetes, Eurotiales, Aspergillaceae. The transcript has a single exon.
AUGCCUCUAAACAUUCUCGUCGUUGGGGCCGGAAUAUGUGGCCCAGCUUUUGCAACAUUGCUUCAAAGAGCCAAUCCCAUGAUCAAAAUUACGAUACUUGAACGCUAUGAGUCGCUGAGAACAGCGGGACAGCAGAUUGACCUGAAAACGCAAGCACCUCACAUUUUGAGAAAGAUGGGCUUGAUGGAAGAGAUCCAGUCGCGCUGCGUGAAUGAAACAGGCCUCGAAAUGGUCGACUCGUUGAAUAAUCGUACCGCAUAUUUUCCUGCUGCCUCUGCGGGGGAACGCCGACCUGGACUGACCAGUGAGCAUGAGAUCAUGCGCGGUGAUAUGGUGCAGGUACUGUACGAUGUCAGUGUCAAUCAAGAUGCUUCUCUGAAAGCUCGGCUAGGAAACCAUGGGGGCUUGCAUUACGAGUUUGGCCGAACAAUCACAGCUCUUAACCAGAACUCCGAGGGUGUGAGCGUUACAUUUUCGGAUGGAAAGGAAAGACACUUUGAUCUUGUUGUUGCGGCAGAUGGACAGGCAUCCCGGACUCGAAGACUUGCAUUUGGUAAAGAGAUUAGCGAUGCAUCUUUCAAAUCCCUCAACAUCCAUGGUGCCUACUUCAGCAUCCCACGAAUUGAGGGAGAAGGAAGCCUUGCACAAGGCCAUCUUGCUCCAGGAAAGCGAAUGAUUGUGACUAGGCCUAGUGACCGACCAGUCACCGGAGUUUUGAUGUUCACCAUGAGAAAGUCUGAUCGCUUAAGUGCAUCUUACAACGAGUCUCAAGAGAGUCAAAAAGAAGCCUUUAUUGAGAUAUUCAACGACAGCGAAUGGCAAAAAGACAGAUUCAUUGAAGGACUGAGGUCUUCCAAGGACUUUUACGCAGACGAAAUUGGCCAAAUAAAGAUGAGUCAACUCUCCACCGGGCGAGUUGUACUCCUUGGAGAUGCGGGCUACUGUCCGAGUCCCUUCACUGGACUGGGAACCAAUCUUUGCCUGAUGGGUGCGUAUAUUCUUGCAGGUGAAUUAGCCAGACACGAGAGCGACAUCAAAAUGGCUUUGAAGUCAUACGAAGACAAAAUGCGGCCUACCAUAGAUGAGUGUCAACGGUUCUCUUCCGCUGGUCUUGGGCUUUUCUUUCCCUCUUCAAGAAUUGGGGUGUGGUCUAUGACGAAGCUUGUAUGGGCUGUGUCUAAGGUCAAUGGUAUUUUCCCUCAAUUCUCAAAAUUGGAUACUCAAGAGGAAAAAGUUCCUGAUUAUCCCGAAUUGAACCUUGAAGGUUAA